AUGAAACAAGGUGGGAAUGUUGUUCCUGACGAAUAUACUUUUCCCUCGUUGCUCAAAGCUUGUUCGAGUGAAUUGGCGUUAAAGGAAGGUCAAGUGAUUCAUGAGUUGAUCGUGAGGUACGGUACUGAGCACGAUGUUUUUGUUGGGUCGAGUUUGGUUGAUAUGUAUGGAAAGUGUCGAGAGAUUGAGUUUGCGCGCAAGGUUUUUGAUGGAAUGUGUGUGAGAAAUGAGGUUUCUCGGACUUCUAUGAUUGUUGGGUAUGUGAAUGUAGGUGAUUUGAUUGAAGCAAAGAAGCUAUUUGAUGUAAUGCCUAAGAGAAAUAUGGUUUCUUGGAAUGCCAUGAUUAGUGGGUUUGUGAGAUUUGGUGAUUUGAAGAGUGCUAGGAAGUUGUUUGAUGAAAUGCCUGAAAGGAAUGUGGUUUCGUUCACGGCAAUGAUUGAUGGGUUUGCCAAGGCUGGUGACAUGGCUUCAGCAAGGUUUUUGUUUGAUCAAUCUCUGGCGAAGGACAUUGUUUCUUGGUCAGCGUUGAUAUCUGGGUAUGUUCAGAAUGGUCAGCCUAACGAGGCUAUUGAAAUUUUUCUUAAAAUGCAGUCGAUGAAUAUUAAACCGGAUGAGUUCAUAGUGGUUAGCUUGAUGUCUGCUUGUUCCCAAAUCAGUAGUUUGGAACGGGCUAAAUGGGUUGAUUCUUAUGUGAGCCAAAGCUCACUUGACCUCCAUCAAGUUCAUGUUCUUGCAGCUCUUAUAGACAUGAAUGCAAAGUGUGGGAAUAUGGGUGGAGCAACAAUGUUAUUUGAAAAGAUGCCUAAACGGGAUUUGAUUUGUUUUUGUUCUAUGAUACAAGGCCUGUCAAUUCAUGGACAUGGUGUUCAGGCAGUUUCCCUCUUUCGUAGGAUGAUAAAUGAUGGCAUUACUCCAGAUGAUGUGACUUUUACAGUCAUUCUGAAUGCUUGUAGUCAUGCAGGACUUGUUGAAGAGGGUUGCCGAUUUUUUGAUUCUAUGAUAAAUGAAUACUCUCUAGUUCCUUCAACUUAUCAUUAUGCUUGUAUGGUGGAUCUUCUUGGCCGGUCUGGAAAGCUAAGAGCAGCUUAUGAGCUAUUGAAAUCAAUGCUUGUGGAACCUCAUGCUGGUGCUUGGGCACUU
Messenger RNA from Camellia sinensis, 1140 nucleotides. The record is from RefSeq and is a predicted model, not a curated record. NCBI's taxonomy places the organism in Eukaryota, Viridiplantae, Streptophyta, Magnoliopsida, Ericales, Theaceae.